AUGGAGAUCGAAAACCGCGUCGAAUUACCGGAUGGACAUCUUGUGAAUCUCUCCCCUCGGGACCAGCGUGAAUCAGGCCAAUGUCAACAACAAUACCAAGCAUAUCGAGCAAACUAUACCUUCGCAGAAUUGUCUUCGACACCCCCUUGGAGGAACGUCCAUCAAGAUCAACCCAGGGCUUCGGAGCUUGUAAACUCUCAAAGCCCUACAGAAGACAUGUUUCACAGAACAAAAGCAACCAAGCUCCCGCUCCCUAAAAACUUGAAUGAUCGAGGUCGCGACCAGCGGAAUCAGACACCCAGCCCUACUGGGAUACCCAAGCCAUCGCCUACUGCCUUUUCUUCCGGGGGAUCUGGUGGCCAGUCUGGCGAACGAGAGCAGUAUUGGCAAAGGGUCCGCGACAAAUUCGAGAAGGAUUCUCUGCUAUCACAACGAGCUUCCUUCGUCCGAUCAAGAGAGAGUGAUCAGAACGGUUCUCCGAGUUAUGGAAGUUCUCGCUCGCAGGGCAAAUAUUCCCGGGAGGAUCAACCCCUUAGCCGCGGAGGCAACCCCAGAUCAGGGAUCCCGAGCCCUAGUGCCGAACUUGCGACUGCGGCUCAAAGUUCUCGGAACGAUUCCAGCGAUCCUGUGGAAAACCAGAGAAAAUACAGAAAGAACGGGGAUUCAUGGGUCAGCCUAGAACUCAACGAGACUACUCCGCAACGAUCGGACAGGACAGACACAACUACCGAGUCCAGCCCUCAUUCACAUCCCUCGAUAUCUCCGAUCUCUGCUGAAGAUAGCAUGACAGACUGGGAAGACAGAUUCGUUGUUAAUAUGCCGACUGCCAAGGACCCCAACCCACCAACCAUGACUGCCCAGCAAAUAGCUGAAUAUCAAAAAACGAUUGAGAGGGCACGUCGGGAGCGUAGCCGUGUGGGAGAUCCAAAUACAGGGCCUAGUCCACGCCAUGGAUCGCCUGCAUCAGCACAGCACCAUUUGGCGCAACGAGACGACUCGAUAGGUUCCUUCAAAGCCUACGAUGGUGGCCCGACAGAACCUCACUCAGAAGUUGAUCAGCAAUCACCUCCAUCGCAGCAAAAUCAACAGUCCCAGCAAUCCCAGCAGCAGCGAUCCCAGAGGCAACAGGGUUAUUACAGCCCCGACGAGAUUGGGAAGAACCGAAUCAGCACAAUCUGGGAAGAGUCGCCAACAAAGCCGAGAGAAAAGAGGGCUUCUCACAAUGCGGAUGGUUCUUUUUUAGGAUGCAAGGAGAUCAACGGGCCGGGAACAAAAAAUCCAGACGAGAUUCUCCUUUUCGGAUCCGGGGAAGACUCCAGAAAUCUCCACCCGCGGCCACUCGCAGUCGGCGCGAGAAAAAGGCAGAAGGAGGAGAAGAAGAGCCCCGGCGGAUAUUCAGCCCCGCCCAGAUCGGGAGACAGGACCAUUCUUCAAGAAGAGUGGGCAGAGGUUUCUCGGAAUUCGAGGCAUGCCCAAUGCUCGAAGCUGUCGUCGGUGACGCUGUGUCACGACCACAAUUGCUCAGAACAGGACAUCCUGAGGAAAGGCUCCCAGGGCUCGGAGAAGGAGAACUCCCGGUCCAUAGAGAGCGCCUCCAACUCGACAACGAAGCUCAGAGACGUUCGUGGAGACGACGAUGUGUUCAUUAUCACACCCACUAUCACGCGCACUUUGAUUCCCACGGCCGGGAAAAAGCAGCCCGAGAAAAAGGCAGCUGCUCCAAAGCCGCACGGACUGCGACGUCCUGGUGGAACUGGCCAGUCAGGCACAGGAGAGGCAGUCAAGGCCGUCCGCGCGAAAGCUCAGGUCAUCUCUACACCUUCCGGGCUUCGACCCGCAGCAGAAGCAUCGCGGCCGAGCGCGACCGUGCCAUCACUGGCGUCAUCGAAAACAACACAGCUCAGCAGUAUUCCAACACCGAAAGAAGCUUCCGCCGCCGCGAAAGACGCGAAGGAUAUGAAGGACAUCAAAGAACCGAAAGGUUCGAAGACCACAGCUCCCGGAAAGGGCUCCAUCAAAGACAAAAACGACCCCGAGCGAAGCACAGCAUCGAGCUCUAUCCGUGGGUUCAUCCGUACCUCCGGUCUAGCAAGGUCGAGCGGACUCGUAAGGUCACCCACCGAUAGCCUAGCAACUAUACUUCGGAAUGGCACAGAAUCUCUGCGCAACCGUGCUGAAUCUCUUCGCAACAGCCGAAAGGGCUCGCCCAUCUCUGCCCUUCCAUCGCGGGAUAAUUCCGACUCAUCCCGCUCUGAAAAGUCUUUCAAAUCGGCGAAAGAGUCGCCUAGAGCAACCCCACCACCGUCAACACGGCCUUCUCCGGCGAAGAAAGAUUCCCCGGCUUCAAAACUGUCUUCGGUUGAAAGACCGCCGUCUCAAAAACUCUCUCCGUUUGAGAGAUCGUCACCGGCCCCAGUGACAGAUAAAUUGCCUUCAGUGGAGAAAUCGCCACCUCCACCCCAUGGAAAACUUUCGCGUGCCGAGCGGCUGGAGAAAUUCAAAGAAGAAGCCCGAGCUCGCAGGGUUACCAGGAUGACUAGCGGUAAGUGUGUCGACAUUGCGGACAUUGCGGAGUUAGACGGUCAUCAAGUGUCUGGCCGCAAGGAUUACCUUCAAUCCAACAUCACCGAUGUGACCGACGUUUGCGAGGAUCUUCUUGAGUUGAAUUCAAGAGAAAAAGACGAGCGUGUGAAAGAGUGUGUUCAUCCCAUUGCCUUGUCUAUGAUCUUUGAAAUCGUCGUCGUUGCAGUUACGAAUAUGCACAAGCUUGCCCUACAGGUGACGGACAAUCCAUACGCCAAGUUCGUCGCGACCAACGUUUUAAGCAUGGUACGUCACUGCUAUCGCGUCUUUAGUCAGGUCGUCCAUGCGGUUUCGCAGUAUCAAACAACUGGCACCUGGCCUAAGGCCAAAAACGACAAAGCCGUCAGCCGCUUCUUGGUGGAGCUGCUCCAGGCUGUUGUCUAUCUGAUCAUCCUCGGCUUCAGUACCCUGGUCGUCUGCCGGGCAACCAGCUACGUUUUGCUCGUUGGCAGCUGGAUAUUGUGGUUUGCGAGACCAUUCGCUUGGGCUUUUAAUUUUACCACUCGUGCUCUCAUGGUGUGA
This is a messenger RNA of Penicillium canariense, 3105 nucleotides long. Its product is annotated as putative NTP binding protein. NCBI's taxonomy places the organism in Eukaryota, Fungi, Ascomycota, Eurotiomycetes, Eurotiales, Aspergillaceae. Bases 1 to 3105 code for a protein of 1034 amino acids. The record is from RefSeq and is a predicted model, not a curated record. The transcript has a single exon.